Monodelphis domestica (gray short-tailed opossum) is the source of this 2108-nucleotide messenger RNA. It is a transcript of the gene PPP1R1B, whose product is annotated as protein phosphatase 1 regulatory inhibitor subunit 1B. Gene Ontology annotation, molecular function: protein phosphatase inhibitor activity. Gene Ontology annotation, biological process: intracellular signal transduction. Gene Ontology annotation, cellular component: cytoplasm. The record is from RefSeq and is a predicted model, not a curated record. NCBI's taxonomy places the organism in Eukaryota, Metazoa, Chordata, Mammalia, Didelphimorphia, Didelphidae.
AGCAGGGGGCCCCCAGCCUGAGCACCCCUCCCGCUCUCUACCCCACCUCCUUCCAGCCCCAAAGAGGAGAGAGUUCUCUUCUUAUUGGUCACCUUUCUAAACACCCUCUCUAAACUACCUAGGUGCCAGUCCUAAGCCCAGGACGCUGGGAUUCAACCCCGAAGCCAGAGCCUGAGGGAGUGGGCAGGAGGGACCUGCAGCCCGACACACUCCCACCCGUCCCCACCCCCACUCACUCACUCAUUCCACAGAGAUAGAGACAGGGAGGCAGAGAGAGAAGCAGAGACUGAGAGACCCAGAGAGAGACAGAGUGAGAAGAGAAGAAAAAAAGCCUGCAAAGCCUCGUUCCCCAUGGCUCAGUACUGUAUUUUUAUCUGUGCGUGAACAGUCCUCCUCCACACGUUGCCUGCCUGUCACCGCACCCUGUGAGGGGAAGGGGAGGGGAGAGAAGGGGAGGAUAUAGGGGAAGGAAAAGGAGGGAGGAAAGCGGGGGAGCAGAGCCCCAGGAGGAGGAGAACGGCUCGGGACCCACAGGCUCCUCCGGUUCCCCGGACCGCAGAGGCAAUAGAAGGACCCCCCCCCCCCAUAACUUCCCGCUUCCCACCAUGGAUCCCAAAGACCGAAAGAAGAUCCAGUUCUCCGUGCCCGCGCCCCCGAGCCAGCUUGACCCUCGCCAGGUGGAGAUGAUCCGCCGCAGGAGACCAACCCCUGCCAUGCUGUUCCGUGUUUCAGAGCACUCUUCUCCAGAGGAAGAAGCUUCCCCUUAUCAGAGAUCCUCUGGUGAGGGGCACCACCUCAAGACCAAGAGACCCAACCCCUGUGCCUACACUCCCCCUUCUCUGAAAGCUGUCCAGCGCAUUGCUGAAUCACACCUGCAGUCCAUCAGCAACCUGAGUGAGAAUCAGCCUUCUGAUGAAGAGGAAGAAGAAGAAGGUGAGCAGGGAAGCCGAGGUUGUCAGGGAGAGGAAGAAGAGGAGGAGGAGGAGGAGGAAGAGGAGGAAGAUGACUCCAGCCAGGCAGAGGUUGUGAAGGGCAGAAACAAGCCUGCUGUACAACAGACUUCUUGUGGCCAAGGCCUGGAGGGACCUUGGGAGCGUCCACCCCCACUGGAUGAGCCCCAGAAGGAUGGAACCUCUGAAGGCAAAGAAGAAGGAGAAGAAGAAGAGGUUGUGCAGAAUGAACCUGAUGAGGGGACCCAGCACCCCGGGCCUCCUGCUCCUGGCACAUAGACACCCCUGAAUGCUGUUUCCUCCUUCUACUGACAAUCCUGGCCCCCUGAAGAGGGAGGAAGAUGGGGGGAACAGCACUGUUUCCCACUCCCUACCCCCUACCUCUCACCUGCCAAGGCUGCAGCUUUCUGAUACCUAGGAGACCGAGGCUAGUCUAUGUGUUUGCUUGUUUGCCUGUCCCUUUGCUGAUGCCCAGGGCCCCCAGACAUUGCCCAAUGCCUACCCUUACCAUCCAGACUUCUCCCCCAUUCCCCCUCUCCCCAGCUGAGGAGGUGAGGUUGGGUUAGUUUUGAGUCCCAUUUGAGUCCCAGUCCUAUCGUGGCCUCGUGCUGAAGAUUCCAAGACCCUGGACUCGAUGAUUGAACCUCCCAUCAUUUCUCUUUCUUGGAGCCCCCUUCUUCUUAGGCAUAGGAGACCCACAGGGCAGGACCCUAAGCCCAGGGUAGGGGAAGAAGCAGGGGAAAAUGAGAACUCCCCCAUUCCUCUGGCUUCAGGAACUCUCAGCAUCUUUCCUCUUGAUGUACCCCUUAUUGUACCCUUAUUUAGCUUUUCCCAGGGCACAGGGCCCAAGUGUCCCUCCCACUUUUUGGAAAUUGCCUCUAUUCCUACCAUUUCUGAUGGGGAGCCUGGAUGCCUGAGUCCCUGGGAGCCCUUCUCCUCACCCUGAGAAAGGCUGGGGGAACUGUUUGUUUUGUUUUGCUUUGAUGCCAGGAAUGCAACCUAGCCUAUAUGUGUGGGAUAUGUACUUGUUAUGGGUGGGAGUGGGACAAGGUUCCCCUCACCCUCAAUCUGCCCUGUUGCCCAUGUUCCCUUUUCCCUACCUCUGCCAAUGGACCUGCUCUCCUCCCUUGCUGGAAUAAAGCUUUGUAAAUAACUACA